AUGCAACAACCACUCCCAAGCGGAGAAAUUCCACCGGAAGCCUCAAGUGACUUGGAGCCCGUUGCCAAAGGCAGCAAUGAGCUCUCAGUCCCGACAAGCAAUGAGGUGGAGUUAGACCCGUCUCAAGAUGGACUUUACAGCUGGAUCUGUGUUGCCUGUGUUUUCCUUCUGAAUAUGCAUACGUUUGGCAUCAAUGGCUGUUAUGGCAUUUUUCUGUCCUACUAUCUCUCAUCGAAUACGUUUCCUGGGGCCACAUACAUCGAUUACGCUUUAGUAAACGGUCUUUCCAUAUCCCAAGCAUUAUUCGUCUCCCCGUUGGUCACCUACACCACGCGACUCUAUGGCACUCGGACAACUCUGCUUAUCGGCAGUUUUCUAGAAGCUUCAGCACUGAUUGGGGCUUCCUUCUCGACAUCAAUAUGGCACCUGUUCCUCAGCCAAGGCGUUUGCUCGGGAUGGGGAAUGGGGUUUCUUUUCCUGGGGACCAUAGGUAUUGUUCCUCAAUGGUUCACUAAGAGACGCUCUCUGGCAGCGGGCCUCGCAUCCGCAGGCGCUGGGACCGGCGGAUUAGUCUACAAUCUUGCUGCAAAUGCUAUCAUCCGCAAUAUCUCAUUGAGAUGGGCAUACAGGAUUCUAGCAAUCAUUGCCUUUACCAUCAACUCGACUUGUGCCUUCUUCAUAAAAGAUAGGAACCAGAGGAUUGGUGCUGUACAGAAGGUCUUUGACUACAAGCUAUUCAGCGAUGCAGAGUUCUUAGCUCUUUCUGCGUGGUCUGUUUUCAGCAUUAUAGGUUAUGUGAUUUUGUCGUUUUCUCUGCCAGCAUAUGCACUUAGCAUCGGACUGACAACUCAACAAGGUGCGAUCAUUGGAUCAAUGUUGAAUCUGGCACAGGCUGUUGGAAGACCUUGUGUAGGUUAUUUCAGUGAUCGUGUAGGGAGAAUCAACAUGACGGCUAUUGCAAGUCUUGCCUGUGGGUUGGCUUGUCUUUGCAUUUGGAUUCCUGCAAGGGGUUUCGCAGUUGUGGUUCUCUUUGCGAUAUUUUCUGGACUCUUUGUGGGGAACAACUGGGCUGCAACAGCACCGGUUUCUGCAGAGAUGUUCGGAAUUCAACUGCUACCUUCCAUUCUCUCCACUCUUUGGCUCCUGCAAACUUUGCCAGGCACUUUUGCUGAACUUAUUGCCCUUGGACUUCGUCGUAAAGGUGGCCAAAAUACCUAUCGGCCAACGCAGAUCUUUACUGGUAUUCUGUAUGUCGGAGCUGCAUUAUUGAUGUGGUUUAUACGAGCAAGAAGAGUCCAACAGUCGCAGCCGAAUAUGGACUGUUCUCAAACCUCGAGCUCUCCUCAGGACCAAUCCCUUGCUAGACGUAAUAGAUCCAGCGAUAUCCGCCUCUUUCGUGCAGCAUUACAAUGGAAGAAAGUCUGA
This is a messenger RNA of Lachnellula hyalina, 1425 nucleotides long. Its product is annotated as putative transporter. Gene Ontology annotation, molecular function: transmembrane transporter activity. Gene Ontology annotation, biological process: transmembrane transport. The coding region runs from base 1 to 1425 and encodes 474 amino acids. The record is from RefSeq and is a predicted model, not a curated record. The transcript has 4 exons. Lineage: Eukaryota; Fungi; Ascomycota; Leotiomycetes; Helotiales; Lachnaceae.